Molecule: messenger RNA, 3936 nt
Organism: Sugiyamaella lignohabitans
Lineage: Eukaryota; Fungi; Ascomycota; Dipodascomycetes; Dipodascales; Trichomonascaceae
Gene: EDE1
Product: Ede1p
Exons: 1
Coding region: 1-3936 (1311 amino acids)
Biological process (GO): actin cortical patch assembly; endosomal transport; endocytosis
Cellular component (GO): plasma membrane; cytoplasm; nucleus
Molecular function (GO): actin binding; calcium ion binding
Source: RefSeq, a predicted model, not a curated record
AUGAGAUCUGGUUUAGGAGCUUCGGUGCUUGGAAACGUCUGGCAGUUGUCGGAUACAAACCGAACUGGCCGACUCUUGUUUCCUGAGUUUGCACUUGCUAUGUACUUGUGUAGCUUGGUCUUGAAGGGUCAAUCGUUACCCACAAAGUUGCCAGAAAAAAUAUUGAACGAAGUGACCAGUUUAGUGGAUAUCAUCUCGUUUGGUGUUGACGAUGAGGAAUCCGCGGGUAAUGCAUCAUCUGGAGCGGGCCAAUCUCGCUCCAAUGUCCCUGAUUUCACUGCAGGUGCUUCUGGCUCAUUGAAUAGUGGUACUGGUAUUUCUAGUGGUAACUAUUCAGCGCCUCAAUUGACAUCACAGCCAACCGGAGGAUAUGGACAGCAGCCUAUUGCAUCUCAGGCCACAGGGUAUCCUUCACAGCAACAAACGGGCUAUGGAUCACAGAUAUCACUGGGUUCGCAAACAACUGGCUACGCUUCACAACCUACUCUCCAGUCGCAAGCCACUGGUUUUAACUCUGGUAUUCAACCACAAGCCACUGGAUAUAACUCUGGUAUUCAACCACAAGCUACUGGAUAUAACUCUGGUAUCCAGCCACAGGCCACUGGAUAUAACUCUGGUAUCCAGCCACAGGCCACUGGAUAUAAUGCUGGAAAUGGCAUUCAACCUCAAGUUACUGGUUAUACCGGUGUUAAUGGUUAUGGAACUGGCGCUCAACCGUUGGUGGCACAGCCAACGGGCAAACCUGGACAAUGGGGAUUUAUCAAUACUCCUGGAACAGGUUUACCAGGCAUUGAGGCACUAAAAGACAGAUUCAUGCCUACCCCGGGAACAGCUUUGACAGGUGGAGGUACAUACUCGUCUGCUGAAUUGCAAGGAAACGCUAAAAUUGAGUGGGCAAUUACAAAAGAUGAAAAGAACAUUUACGAUAGCGUUUUCAGUGCCUGGGAUACCAAAAAUAUAGGAUUCAUAGGUGGUGAACAAGCCAUCAAUAUUUUUGGCAAAAGUGGCCUCAACAGGGAAGAUUUAGAGACCAUAUGGAACUUGUGUGAUCCAGGUAAUAAGGGCAAACUUGAUAAAGACGAGUUUGCCGUUGCAAUGCAUCUUAUUUAUCGACGACUAAAUGGAUAUCCAUUGCCCUCACGACUUCCUCCUGAGCUCAUUCCUCCUUCUUCUCGUAAUUUUAAGGAGUCAGUGACACAAAUCAAGAGCUUCCUCCGGUCAAAUACUGGUGGCCUAGAACCUCAACAAACUGGCAAAGUCAGUUAUCUUAAGGGAAGAUCCUUCAAAAAUGAUGGUCAUUCGGGUACCAAUAGAUUCCCUAAGGAUGCCACUGUCUACAAGAAUAAUGAUGAUGAGUUCGGCGGUUAUGUAUCCAGUGCAAGGCACAGAAAUAGACGUCAUGAUGCAGACGAACCUAAGAAGGAAUCUGAAAGCUCCUUCCCUCCAAUUGAAAAAAUGAAUGUUACUCAACUUCGAAAGGCCAUAAAAGAGAAAAAGAUUCUGUUAGAUGCAAUCGACGCCAAAGAUGAGGAGGACUAUUCGGCAGUCGAGACUCUUGAGUCAAGAGACAAGGCUGCGAUUGAGGAGCUAAAGGGACGAAUUUUAAAGGUACAACGUGAACUUUCCCAACACCCUGAGUCAGCUUUACUUAGCACUGGUGAUGUAACUCAUGAACGUCGUCAAUUAUUAAGAAAACUCAACGCCCAAACCGAUCUCUUGCCACAACUUACAACUGAUGUGAAGAAAAUAGAGGCAGAAAUAGCUGCUACCAGAUUAGAACUUUUCAGAAUCAAUUUUGAAAAAGAACACCCUGGCGCCACUAUUGUUGGAACAGGGGCAAAUGGUACCAUUACUGAUGCCGAUAGACGAAAGGCUAAAUCCAGAGCUCUCGUCAAGGCUCGUAUGGCUGCUCUUACUGGAAAACCUGUUGAAGGUGGCACAUCAGACAUAGAACAGUUUGAGCAGUUACAGGCAACUGAAGCGGCAACAAUUGAUAGCGAAAGACAAAGAAACGAAAAAAUGUUUGUCGAUAUUGAAGAGAGUGUCAAUCAACUGAAAAAUGAUUUGGAGAGAUCGUUGAGAGAAACCCCUGAUGACGUACACAGUGAUCUUGAACGAAGACGGUGGGAAGAUGCCAUCGGAGUCGAGGAAGAAGUAAAGCAAUUUAUCUAUUCUUUACCUCGUGCCAUUAAAUCAGAACAACAGUCUUCUUCGACUUCCGGACCACGUGCUGAUCUUUCACGAGAUACCGCUCCUCCUACAAGCUCACCAGCUGCCAGUAGGCCAAGUGUAGGACAACCACAAAAUUCUCAAGACAGGAUUGCAUAUGUCAAGGCAGAGGCUGAGCGUCGUAUGAAUGAAAGACUUGCGGCUUUGGGUAUCACCCGUAAACCCAAAAGUGCAAGUUCUGCUUUUAGUCCCCCCAGUGAUGGAGCAGACUCGUCAUCCCCAUCAGCAACUCCCACGUCUGCUCCUGUGCCUACUCCAGUAUCACCAACCAAUAUUGCUGCUAAGAAACAACCACCCCCACCACCUAAGCAUCGUGAAGUCCCACCAGCAACUAAGAGUACCAGCACAAAUGUAGCAAAAGCUGUCCCUCAACCACAGCAGUCAGAAGAAGAUUCGUCGUCUGACGACGAUGAAGAAGAGGCUGAGUUGUUGAGACUCAAAGCUGCUCAAGAGGAGCGUCUUCGAAAACUUCAACAAGAAGCUGCAGAAAGGAAAGAAGCAGCUGCGAAAAAGGCUGCUACUGAUGAAAAGGAUGCUGCCAAGAAAAAGGCUAAAGAAGAGCGUAGAGCUGCUCUCAAGGCUGAAAUUGAAGCAGCUAAGGAGCGUGAAAGAGCUUUUUUGGCAUCCGAGGGAGCAACUGACAGUGGGGAUGCAGAAGCCCCUGUUGCCGAUAAAACUGCUACUUCACCACUUGCUCAAUCUCCUACCCAAGGAAAAAAUCCAUUUUUCAGACCCUCCGCAAACGCUUCAUCUGAUAGUACAAAAGCAGUUGUUUCGGAGCCCCCUGUGGUUUCUUCUCCUAGUUCGGCUACUGCUACUACUAACUCGACCACCGCUGCUUCCACUUCAAACUCUAAUAGCCAUAAUCCAUUUUUACGCCCUCAAGCAGCACAGCCUAAAGUUGAGAAAGUUGAUAUUGAUCCUGUUGCCAUUGCUAAACAACGUCGUAAACAGCGUGGAGAGUCUGAUGAUGACUGGGGUGAUCAUUUCAGUGAGGAUGAAUCUUCUGACGAGGAUGAGGGUUUAAGAGGACCUACAAACCCAUCCCAGUUGGCUUCUAUUCUCUUUUCAAUGGGUGGACCAAUGCGACCAAACUCAUCGACCCCUGCAUCGGGCCAAGCUUCCGAGUUUCACACACCUGCUUCUAGCACCAGCUCACUGGUUAAUGGUGCUGCUGCUCCUGCUGCUGCUGCUGCUGCUGCUGCUCCAACACCAGCUUUUGAACAGCGUAGUGAAGUUCCUCCGACUGAAUCAAUUUCUCAAGCUUCGAAUGUAGCACCUGCUCAAGGGUCAUCGCCGUCAGAAUCCAGUGCCCCAACAUUGGCUGAGGGACCACCAGCAGACGCUCCUCCUCCACCUCCUACAAACAUUCCUCCCCCACCUCCCCCAUUCUAUGAGCAAAAUGGCGCACCUCCUCCACCAUCUGAUGGCCCUCCCCCUCCACCACCGCCACCUCCAGCUCCUCCAGCACCUCCUCCACCUCCAUCUGACGGCCCUCCACCACCUCCACCUUUCCCAACAGGUAGUGCACCACCUCCUCCCCCGCCUCCAAAUGGAUUCGCACCAGCACCGCCAGCAGAAUCUUCGCCGGCUCCUCCUUCGGGCGUGCCAAAUAUCUCCAAUCUGCUUGGCGAAAUCCAGAAGGGUGCAGCGCUUAAAAAGGUGUCCACCGUCGAAAAGUCCCAGAGCCUUGGCCGAGUUCUCUGA